Molecule: messenger RNA, 6940 nt
Organism: Micropterus salmoides (largemouth bass)
Lineage: Eukaryota; Metazoa; Chordata; Actinopteri; Centrarchiformes; Centrarchidae
Gene: kctd16b
Product: potassium channel tetramerization domain containing 16b
Exons: 2
Coding region: 179-1480 (433 amino acids)
Biological process (GO): protein homooligomerization; regulation of G protein-coupled receptor signaling pathway
Cellular component (GO): postsynaptic membrane; presynaptic membrane
Molecular function (GO): protein binding
Source: RefSeq, a predicted model, not a curated record
GCCAUGUAUCGAUGAAUAAAAUGCAUAUUCAGAUUAUAGUGAGGUGAGGAGACCCUGUCGAAUAACAGAGGACACAGCUAACCAACUUUUGACACAGAUCCAUCGUUUUUUAUAUCUAUUUUAUUUUAUUUUUUAGACUUGCUGUAAAAAUAGUUGUGUAGCCUGUUUGUAGCUGUUCAUGACUGAAACGAUGGCGCUGAGUGGGAACUGUAGGACUAACCCCAAAGAACAAGCAUCAGUUCAGAACAGUUUCCCAGAUGUUGUUGAAUUAAACGUAGGGGGGCAGGUUUAUUACACGCGUCACUCAACUUUGGUGGGCACCCCGAAUUCACUACUCGGUAAGAUAUUCUCUUCCAAAAAAGACGCAUCUAAUGACUUGGCAAGAGACCCCAAGGGCCGUUAUUUCAUCGACAGAGACGGGUUUUUAUUCCGGUAUGUGUUGGACUACCUCCGAGACAAGCAAGUCGUCCUCCCGGACCACUUCCCGGAGAAAGGGAGGCUCAGGAAAGAGGCAGAAUACUUCCAGCUGCCUGAUUUAGUGAAGCUCCUGACCCCUGAGGACAUCAAGCACAGUCCGGACGACUACUUCCACAGCGACUACGAGGAUGGCUCCCAGGGCAGCGACCACCGGCAGUGCCCGCCGCCCUCUCUCGUCCCCGCGGACAGAAAAAGCGGCUUCAUCACGGUGGGGUACCGGGGAUCGUGCACCAUGGGCCGAGAGAGUCAGUCCGACGCCAAGUUCAGGAGGGUACCCCGGAUACUGAUAUGCGGGCGGGUGGCCCUCGCCAAAGAAGUUUUCGGGGAGACCCUGAACGAGAGCCGAGACCCAGACAGGACCCCGGAUCGGUACACCUCCCGGUUUUACCUCAAGUUCAAGCACCUGGAGAGGGCUUUUGACAUGCUGUCGGAGUGUGGUUUCCAAAUGGUGGCCUGCAACUCGUCAGUCACCGCCUCGUUUGUCAACCAGCACACAGAGGACAAGAUCUGGUCCAGCUACACAGAAUAUGUCUUCUACCGUGGUCCAUCACGUUGGUCCUCCCCUCCUUGUGACUGCUGCUGCAAGAACCACAAGGGCGACGGUGAGGGCGAGAGUGGCACCUCCUUCAACGAGCUCUCCACCUCCAGCUCUGAGAGUCAGUCAGAAGCAAGCUCUCCCCAGGGAACGGUCAUCUGUGGCCCCGUCAGCCGCCAGUCACACCCCCACCCCAAUGUCCAAACCUUGGACAGGCCGCCGAAAAAGGGCCCCAUCGCCAUGCUCCAGCAGUCCGAACAGCGGCGGAAGAGUGACUUGCUGCGCACGCUUACCGCGAGCUCCCGCGACACCAGCACCUGCAAGAAAAGGCAGGCUAAAGAGAAGCCGACGGUUGAGGAGGAGCUGGAAAAGUGCAUUCAAGACUUCCGGAAGAUCAAAAUCCCAGAGAGGUUCCCCGAGAGGAAGUACAUGUGGCAGGCUGACCUGCUGAGAAAGUACCGCCUCUGAGCCAGGAAACAGGACACACAUGAGGCCAAGGAUCAGUUUACAUGUUUUUUGAUCUUGACUUUUGCAACAAAGAGGAUAACACUAAAUUCAUAUGAAUCCAAAUUCUGGGGGAAACUUCACCUUUAUGCCAGUAGGGUGGAAGUCUACACAGAAGCUAGUACGAAGCAUUUAAACCAGACUGUUCCCUUAUUGACAUAUGUAGUACGUAUGUGUGUAUGUAGUUUAGGCCUACUGUAUGUACUGUAAGUAUGUAAUGUAACUUGCUGAAUGCUUCAGAGCUUUGAAUAAUUUAUCCCCCAAGGACCAAUCCAAGUGGGCAAAAGAUAUCCUCAAUGAAACCAUCAGCAAACCUUCGGUUUGUUGGCUACACUGGGGGUUAUCGAGGGUUACUGGACUGCACACACUGUCAUCAUUUCACUGAAAAACCAUAAAGACAAACAUUGAUUUACUAUGUGAAUGUGUGUGUGUGUGUGUGUGUGUGUGUGUGUGUGUCCACACCCAGGUGGCCUAGAGGUCAUAGAUAAAUCUGCAUCAAGACCCAUUAAUAAUUCAUGCUGUCCCGACAGUGUUCUCACUAUAAAUACACUCAGAGCUCUGUGCUGCCAGAGUAAAAAGUUGAUUAUUUUACUUUUAGGUAACAUUUGGGGAAUUCUGAGGUAGGAGGAGGUAAAAUUUCAUCAGCAGCCCCAGUCAUUUUCUUGUAUUAUCAGUUAUAUUGCAAACAUGCCCCAAGUGAAUCAAACUGCCCUGCAUUGCAUUGAUUUUUGCCGUGUUGGCUGGAUGUGGUGCAGCACCCUGGUUACUGUGUGAAGGAUAAAUGAAAGAGCAAAGGAUUUGAUUUGAUGGUCAAACCAUGUGAAAAUGAAUAGGUUCAAUAAGGAAAAGUCCUAAUUUAACACAACUACUGUAUACACACACAUUUUCCAUGUACUGUUCAUAAUAGGCAUUUUGGCCAGUUACUUUACCAAAAUGAAAAGAACACUCCAAAACAUUUAUUCUCACAUACAUAUACGCAGAGAUAUCAAUCAUGAGAUCAUUUAAACCAAGCUGACACCUACAGUACAAAGAGAAAUGGGACAGAAUUGCUGGCUAACUCAUCAACACAGAUGGAUGCUUUCAACCCUGACUGUUGACACAGCGAUCAAUAGUUAUUGAUGAUUGGGUCUGGUGAGAGAGCUGGUAGAUUUUGUUCUUGUUUACAGUUAUUAAGCCCCUGGUUUACUGAAAAAGACAAGCUGUUCAUGUAUUUAGUGAAAAUUUGCCACUAUCUCUGUAUUUAUUUAUGUACUCCUGGCUCUGUCUAAGGGAUAUGUUGUGAUUGUAGUUACAGAAACCAAGAUGGCAGACAGCCAUUUUGAAAGAGAGCAAUUCAAGUACAUAAUUUUCCCGGUAGGCUGAUUGUUUAUUUAAAUCUCUUGCUGGAUGACAAAAAGAUUUAGAAAUUAUUUCAGGGUGCAAAUUAAAUUAUUGACCACCGUUAAAAAACACACACAAACAUUCAGUGGUGGUAUGUUAUGUCUUAGUGCUACACUUACAAAUGCCAUCCAACACAAUCAUUGUCAGAUUAGUUAACUGUUUAUUUGAACAGGUGUUAUUGACAUCACAAUCUCUGUUUUAGGAGAGACAUACUGUAGUAAAAUGGAGAACAUAUAUAUAUAUAAAAAAGAUUGAACAUAUGUUAAAUAUUAAAUAUUCUAACUUUAUUUUGUAAGUUGUAAGAACAUCUGCGAGGGUCAAAUAAAAAGCAUGCAGUCCAAAGUACUGUAGAAGGGAUUUUCCAAACUCAUGUCCAAUGUAUGAGACAAAUUUGAUUAGAUGUAGUCUAGGUUUCCAUAAGAGGAAGUAGCUGAUAUGAUUGGUAAACAAUCACAGCUUCAGGUAAAAACCAAGGUAUUUAUGAAUAGUGGAAUAGACAGAUGUGAUGAAAAAUGUAGUUUCGGUUAGGAGGGUAUCCAUACUGAUGAACUGUCUUGUAUAGAUGAAAGUUUAGAAGGACCUUCUUGGUAACACUAAGUAAAUUAAUGAAAAACAUAUGAGACAGCGGAAAGCAUUUUCACAGAGGAACUUGAUUAAAACUUCUUAUUAUUUAUUUUGCUCCUUAUGAAAGUGCAGAGGAGUGGGCUCUAUAAACAAUCAUAGCUUUUACAAAGCACAAAGUAUAAAAGGUAAAUUAAAAGCACAUAAAUGAGAAUAUUCAUAUUCAAACAUCCGUUUAUUUAAAAAUAUCCCUAUGUUAAUAGAUAUGGACAAUUUAAAAAUAUGUUCUAUUAUACUUAUUUUUCUAUUUAAAGGCCUUUAAAUUAAUAGAUUAUCAAAUGCCCUUAUGAGGCCCGUAAAAUUGCCAAGUUUAUGGGUAGUAAUGAAUUCCUAGUUAUAUUCAGUGAUGCCCAAUAUGUCUGUUUUGGGUUUGUUAUAGUAUAAAGUAACAUGGUUGCAAUAGGUGCUAGAUACAAAACCAUUUUCCUCAUGUCAAUACAAUGAAUAUGACUUAUUUUUCUACAUUGCUGGACUAUUACAUUUUCAUUUUAAAGUUAUUUAUCUUAUCAGUUGAAGUUGAAAUAUGUUAACCUAGACUACAUAUCACAUGUAAAUAAAUACCAUAAAUCAUACCUAACCAGAAUAAUGUAUUAUACUCUCUGUAUAUAACAUCCAAAUCCAUGAGGUGUGGCUGCUACACUGUUCUUAGUGAUGCAGUAGACUGACACUAAUGUACUACAGCCAUUCUUGUUUUGUCAUUUAGAGUGUUGGGUUGAGGGAAAAUAUAAAAAAUACCUAUUACAUAUAUAUUUACCGCUAUAACAAGUGAUAAGCUGCUUACUUUUCAAGACAACAGUGUCACAAGCAGAAUGUCUGCACAUUUGCCUGACAGUGCAGAGGCAGUCACUGGUGACUAGAACAUCUCAGCAAUGUUGAAUUGCAAUCAAUAGAUUUGAAAAUAUAUGUUCAGGCCUUUAAAAACAAAAAGAAAAAGUUUGUUCAAAACUGUUUUCAAUGGUAACCCUGAAGCUUUUGUUACUGUUCAGUGCAGUCAGAAAUUGUUGAUCUGUUUUUGGUUAUUUUGGGUCUGUCCUCCAGAACAUUAGAUUUGAAAUUAAACAAUUACUAUGUGUUGAAAGUGCUGACUUUCAGUUUCUAACAGUCUUUCAGGGUACUUACAUGCAUGUUAGGUGGAUAGUGUAGGAUUUGUAGCCAAUUUCUCCACAAUUAUAAGACAGUGCAGUAGGAUAAUGAUUAUAAACAUACAGGCAAGGCAACUAAAGAGUUCUAUGGUUCUAUGUGUUUAAUGUUGAAUACCCAACUAAAUGCAAAAAGCACCUAAUAACAGCAAGAAGUGACGGCUGCAGUACAGGGCUGGCAGAGGGGGUGGUAUUCACUACAAAGCAUUUUCAACCAUAUACUGAAUAAGACAGCUUCAUUUGGGGGACACAUUUCAAUAUUUCCCAACCAGCCUAUUGUGGAUGUAAACACUCAAGUUAAAGCUGACAAUCAGAACAAUCACAGUCUGUUUCAUUUCAAAAUCGCAUGUGCUGGAGUAAAGAGCCACACAACAAAGACUGACUGCACUAUAUAUAAAUAAUUAUAAAAGUAAUAAAAUAAUAAAAAGUACAAGUAUUGUAUUCCCCGUUCCCAGGAAGAAAUUUCAUCUUUUCACACAUUUUUGUUGUUAGAUAACAUACAGCACAGUAGGUUCACUUUGACCAGUUACAAACAACAAAGGCUUAUGAUUAAAAGUCACCAAUACGCAGGUUAUACAGCUUAUAAAUACAGGAGGGAUUAUCUAAAUUUCCGCAUUAGGCCAGACGAAAGUUUGCCACAUGUUGAUUUUUACUUUGUUAAGCUUACUAAUAAUAGCAUGCUGACUUGAACACUGCAAGAUUGUUCUCCUUUUACCCAUAAAACAUGUGUUUCCAGUUGCUGGUACAAUCAUUAUCUGGCCAAGUGAUCCAACACAGUAAACAGUUUGAAUAAACUGGUGAAACCAUGAUUCAUAUGAAAGGUGAAAGUCUGAUUGUCAAGAGAGAACCGUUGCAUAGUUUUCUGCAUAGUUAUUUUUGGCAUCUGCAGUAGUUGUGCUAAGCGAGAAAGCAAGCUGAUAUAAGGGAUCGUGGUUGCUUGACUUUUCCUGCCAUUUUAAAAAUGUGUUGGGUUUGUUUACUUUGAAAUGAUUCAACAAGAAGGUUGAUCAGUCAGGAAAAUCACAGAUUUGUCCUAAGAGUUGAUUAAAAAUGCCAUUAAACAGAGUGAAAAUGAAUCCCAAGACACCCGGUGGCCUUCUAGAGUAGACUACAGCUGUUUUUUGCACAAUGUAUAAAGUUAAUAAAGAAACACAAACAAGAAAGUAUUUAAAACAGACAUAAAUAUGUUAAUAAUCACCUUACAUGCACGACUAAGCCUCAAAUAAGGCAUCGGUCUUGAGAAAGAGAGAGAGACUGUAGAUCAAGCUAACCACUUUUCACCUUUGGAGCACAUGAGAUGAUAUUAAUUUAUUUGGGCCUGAAAAGAUGAAAGAACAGAAAGAACAGAUGAUGUAAAUCUUGAUAAAUGACUGCAUUUUUGUCAGAUGUGAUGUAUGGAAAGAAAGGAAGAGAGACUGUGAACUGAUGUUAAGUUUGUCAAUUUAUGUCAUUUUGGAGUGCCCUACUUGAGUCUGUAAUUUUCUCUCCUGAAGUUAUAGUCAUGUCCUGCAAGUGAAACCUGUGUAUGACUGCAGGCCCUGUUUUUUUCCUCCUGCCUUUGGUGAGCCUGAGAACCACAAAGAAAAUCACAUUAUUCUGAUACCACCAAGGUAGACCUGGCACAUACUGUUCAAAACAAAACGACAUCUGUUUUGAUUAUUGUUGUUCUCACACUAAAAAGAAAAAGAAAAAAUGGUUCAGAAACAUUGUGAGCAUGUUGGUAUACAAAACUUAUAACAGAUUUAACUUAGUCUGUUGUUGUGAAAAAGAUUGUCAAAAACAGAUAUUUAACAGAAAAAAAGAAAACUUGCAAAAAAAAAGAAAAAAGAUAAGCACAAAUGUGUUGAUAGUGUCUGCUGUUCCUCCACAGGUGUAUAACAUAAAUUGAAUAAAAAGUCAACUCUGACGUGUGAACAAGCUCCUGCAAAACAGAGUAAUUCUCACCAGGUGCAUACGGAGUUCACAGACAUACUUAUUUCACCACAAAUCAUUCAGAAAAUAUAAGUUAAAAUACAAUUUUGGUAUUUGUGGAAAAAUUAAAACAUGAAGUUUUUAAAAACAAAAUUUAAUUAUAUUAAUUACAUUAUACAUACAUUUACUUCCAGAAAUUAAACUGAAUGUUAUUUGUAUAUAGCCAAACAUCCGUGGUGAGAGUUGCCCUGUUUUCCAGCUGUUACUAUUUCUGCCUUUAGAGACAGUACAAUUCAUCUGAGAAUCUUUAGAUACAAAGCAUAUCGUAAUUUUGAAAGUGUAUGACAAAAACCAAUAAACAAGACAUUCUGUA